Messenger RNA from Chenopodium quinoa (quinoa), 810 nucleotides. RefSeq names its product B3 domain-containing protein Os11g0197600-like. The record is from RefSeq and is a predicted model, not a curated record. Lineage: Eukaryota; Viridiplantae; Streptophyta; Magnoliopsida; Caryophyllales; Amaranthaceae. Gene Ontology annotation, molecular function: DNA binding. The transcript has 5 exons. The coding region runs from base 1 to 810 and encodes 269 amino acids.
AUGACAUAUGUUUAUGAAACUUGUAAGGCUUUAGAGAAGGACAGAUAUUGGCAUGAGUUUCCACCUAGGAAGCACAGGUUUUUCAAGUUGAUGAUUGGUAAUUUUGAGCAACAGCUGCGAAUUCUUAGAAAAUUUGUUGAAUGCUCUAGGGAAGACCUUUCAAGCUCUUGCACUCUAAGAGGUCAAAGCAGGAAUAUAUGGAAAGUUCAAAUACAAAAAACUGAGAAAGAUGUCCUAUUUGCAGAUGGCUGGGGUAUCUUCGUUACUGAUCAUGGUAUUAAGUAUGGUUGUUUCUUGGUCUUUUGCUAUGUUGGGGACUCUUCUUUUGAGGUAUCGGUUUUGAUGUUACUGGAUGUGAGAGGUAGUCAGAGUGCAAUAUGUAAUGCUGCAGAUAAAGGGAAAGCAAAAGGGAAGAUACAUGAAGAGGAAGAUCUGGAAUUAUUAUCUGAUCACGAGAAGAGGUUUCAUAAACUUCGUCUGAAUGUGAGAAGUGGAACACCUCAAGUGAGAAAACCUCAAAAGUAUUACAAAUCAAGGAGGCAGAAGGUUACAGAGCAAGAGAAGCAAGGUGCACUUAACAAGGCCAUUAGUCAUAUGAGUUGGAGAUGUCAUAUGAUUGAAAUUGUGAUGAAGCACACACAUGUUUAUCGCGGCUUUCAUCUGUUCAGACCAGGGUGGUCGACUUUUGUUAUAGAGAACAAUCUCGAGGAGCAUGACGUUUGUGUAUUUGAGCUGCUUCAGAAAGGAAAUUUGGGUCACAAGAAUAAUUCUGUCUUUGAUGUUCACAUUUUCCGGUUGUUAAAGAAGUAG